Molecule: messenger RNA, 903 nt
Organism: Durusdinium trenchii
Lineage: Eukaryota; Dinophyceae; Suessiales; Symbiodiniaceae
Source: the annotation of a GenBank genome assembly
AUGAGAACCAAAUCAGUGGGAAAGAAAGAGGACAUACAAAGACUGUUAAGAUGUUCUUUGUUUUUGUGGGAGUUGGGGGCAGUACUGGCUCAAGUUGCACAGUGUUCAUCUCGCCCACCGGGCAGUAGCAUGAUGGGAGCUGCAGCUGCAUCGCGUGCGUUGAAGGGCCGCGCAGAAAAGAUGGAGGUGAGCCCAACUCACUAUGUUUUGAAAACGCCAAUGGAAGGACCUUGGCCAGCAAAAAUGAAGGUAUGCGUUCUCGCCAACGGCUGUUUCUGGGGAUCGGAGAAAGGAUUUUGGCGCUUGCCAGGCGGGGGUGUCUACUCCACAGCUGUUGGCUAUGCAGCAGGGCGAACCCCGAACCCGACCUACGAGGAAUGCUGCUCUGGACAGACCGGGGCGACAGAGGCAGUGCAAGUUGUUUAUGACCCAGAGAAGGUUAGUAUGGUGGAUCUCCUGCGGUGGUUUUGGGAGUCCCACGAUCCCACACAGGGAAAUGGCCAAGGAAAUGACCGAGGGACGCAGUACAGAAGUGCACUGAUUUUCUUUGACCGUGAGCAAGAAGAGCUCAUGCGAGCAAGCAAAGAUGCCUAUGAGAAGGCUUUACAGGCAGCUGGGAAAGGUAUGGGCCCACGAAUCACCACAGAGAUUGUGGCAGCUAGUGACUUUGAACAGCCCUUCUACUAUGCAGAAGACUAUCAUCAACAGUACCUGGCGAAGCCCGGUGCAAGGCCAUACUGCAGCGCCCAGCCAUUGCAGGUGCCGCUGCCCCCAUUUGAGGAAUGGGCAAAUGCAUCUCUGGCCCAUCACGCUCCCAAGCUCUCUGAGGACUUUUGGAAGCAGCAUGCACCAAAGGCUCAUUGCGUCAUCCGGGCACCACAUGAGCCGAUCAAAUUUUUCUGA